AUGUCUUACUUUGUAAAUCAUCCAGAUGAUAGAGGAGUAAGCCAUAUUCCUGUUACAAUGACACAGGCUCGUGUUGACUUUAUCCCAACAAGAACCAACAAGACACCAAGUGCAACUUUCAGGAUCAAUGCACUGAUAAAUUUUCUGUGGAAGAAGCAACGGGGAACAGAUUUUAAUGUAUCCGCAGAAGAGCAGAAGCUCAUUAGACUCCAGUUCCACAUGUAUACAAGGCAAUGCCGACGUAUCAUGCGUGAAGAUGGCAUUUUAGAGACGAACUGGGGAAAAUUGAGUAGUCAACAAAAGUUGUACUACUCCUUGAGACUCGAGGAGUUAAUUUUGAAUUAUCAGUUCGCUUUACACAAAUGCAGAGGUCAACGGGCUGCUACUCUUCUCCUUCAAGAAAUGAUGAAGGCUGAACACCAAACAGAGAACAGAGAAGUUCAAGAAGAAGAGUUGAGCCUUGGUGGGGCAGAAAGUAGUGUGGCAUUCUCACCACCAAGAAGAAACAUGUGGAGCCGUCGUAUUUAA
Molecule: messenger RNA, 528 nt
Organism: Phycomyces blakesleeanus NRRL 1555(-)
Lineage: Eukaryota; Fungi; Mucoromycota; Mucoromycetes; Mucorales; Phycomycetaceae
Exons: 3
Coding region: 1-528 (175 amino acids)
Source: RefSeq, a predicted model, not a curated record